AGUUAUUGCUCUCUCUCACCAAUCUCUUCCCCUAUAUUCACGCCGUGCUCACUUCCAACUUCACACUUUCUUCUCUAUUUCCAAAAGCAACAUCAUCACACAAUCCACACACAACGCAACACAACAUCAUGCUUAGUUUUUUCUAUUAAACCAAACCAUUUGUUCUCUUUCUCUCUUCUUCUUUGGUCACAAGAAAAAAAAAAAAACAUGACUGAGUUAUCUUUCUCAAACAAGAAGAAUGAGUUAUCUAGUAACCUCUUCUCUAUCUUCUUCCACUUCUGUUUCUCCAUUUUUUCUCACCCUUUAUACUUCUCCUACUUCAUCUUCUUCUCCCCUUACCUCCUCAGGAUCCUGUCUUUCCUCUCCCCUUUGUUCAUCACCACAACUCUUCUCCUUGUGGCCCUUCUCACUUUCACUCCCAACAAUCUUGAUCAGGAAAAGGGUGGUUCUGAGCUUUCUGAGUCCAAAUGGGGCAUUCUGCUUUCUGUUUUGCAAUCUUUUCUAGCAUGGCUUCAUUCCAAAGCUGAUGAGAUAGAUGAGGAAAUGGGGCUCCUAGGUGAGGUUGAGGCAUAUCUUGUCAUGUUCCAGGCAUCAAUCUUUGAAGUGGUUGAUCCUAAGUCACUGCAAGAUUGCUCAGAAGGCUUUGAAGCAGUUGAUGUUGAGUGCUCAGUUGAAGGAAGAGAAGAUUCUCGUCCAAUGGAAGAGCCAAAGCCUAGUGUCAACUUGGACGAAAACCUUUCCUCACAACAACGUGGUGAACCAAUGUUGGAAUAUUCGUCAGAAGUGUCCGCAUUCAGUGUUGGACAGUAUCUCGAACAAGAUUGUCUAGAAAAGAGGAUAGUCGUGGAUGAAAUCCUUCACUCACAACCAAAGUUCGAAUCCCCGUCCGAAGAGGUGCCUAUAUUUAGUGCCCGGCAGAGCUUCGAAAAAGAUUGCCCCCACAGGAAGAUACUAGUGGAGAACCAAAUAAACUGGGAUGAAAACCCAGUUGAGAAGGUUGAUAAAGUGGAAGCCCCUAUCUCCAUUGUAGAAGUCAAGAGCCUAGAGAGCUUGUUCCAAGAGAAUCAAGAGUUAGAAGAUUUGUCCUGUCAAAAGGAACACAAGGAAGUGAAGCCACUGAUUGCUGAGUUCAAUAAAGUUGAAGAAAGCAAAGAGAAAUGGCCCUUGAGAAGUGGAUCCAAAGUGGUGAUGGGUAAUAGAGACAAUAAAGUGAGUACUAACAGUGAUGGGGAAUUUGCUUUUGCUGCAUCAGGGAGGGUCAAGUCCUUAUCACAAAGGCUAGAAGCAAAUAUUGGGAGUCCAGAAAGCAACUGGGUGUACAGUGGAAAAGGCAUGGGGAAUAAUAAUCAAGCACUUGGUAGUUUUGGUUCAAUGAGAGUGGAGAAAGAGUGGAGGAGGACAUUGGCUUGCAAGCUUUUUGAGGAGAGGCACAAUGCAGAUGGGAGUGAAGGAAUGGACAUGCUUUGGGAGACAUAUGAGACAGAGUCCAACAAAAUUCUGAAGAAGAGCAACACCAAGAGAGGGAAGAAGAAAGGUGAGGUUGAGAAUAGUGAGGAUGAUGAGGAAGAGGAAGAAGAGGACAUGGAGGGUAAGUUGUGCUGCUUGCAGGCCUUGAAAUUCUCCACAGGGAAGAUGAAUUUAGGAAUGGGGAGGCCUAACCUUCUCAAAUUCUCCAAGGCACUCAAAGGAAUUGGAUGGUUGCACAAUGUUGGAAAGAAUGGCAGAAAGAGUAACCAUUGAAAUUAGAUUUUGCUUUUUUCUUUUUCUUUUUGUGACUUUGAUGAGACAGAAAUUGUGCAUUUCUUUGAUGAGAAGUAAAUAUUUUGUAUGUCAAUAUAAUGCCUAUUUUUCUUUUUUGAUUUUAAAUAAUCAAGGAAGCUUCAUUAUGGAGUUAAUUACAA
This is a messenger RNA of Glycine soja, 1901 nucleotides long. RefSeq lists its product as uncharacterized. The record is from RefSeq and is a predicted model, not a curated record. The transcript has a single exon. The coding region runs from base 208 to 1740 and encodes 510 amino acids. Lineage: Eukaryota; Viridiplantae; Streptophyta; Magnoliopsida; Fabales; Fabaceae.